AUGGAAGAACCAAGAAAUCGUCUUUGCUCUACACUUGGGCAGUCUUACAAGAUAAUUGGGACCUCACCUAUAAUUCCCGUGUUCUUGUCCUUGACAUACUUUACAAAAGGAGUAAAAACAGAAUACUAUACCUACGGAAUAAUUGCAUCUGGAAUACUUAUGGGACUAUCUCUAUACAUAGUGGAGUACAUAGGGAAAAAGAGAAGCGAAGAGAAGUUGAAGUCCUUGGGAGAUAUUUCGAGGGGAUUUUGCGGGCCCUUGUCGAAAACUGUUGAUGUGUUUUCUGCUGUUUUGAAAUACACAACACUUCUUAUCACAGUGGACGUCUUUUUCAACGUACUGUUUAUCUACUUUCCCUUCCUGGACGAAAUCAGAAAGUCGAUGGCUAUAUACAAGAUAUUAUUUGGGUUAGGAUUGGCACUGGUGGGGCUGACUCUAUAUGUCUUUUCCACCUUCAGUAGGAAGAUAUUUCUUAUUAUCUCUGCAUCGGCCAGUAUCCUUUUUAUAGUUGCCAUAAUCGCAGGGUACUUCCUAGGAAUAAACUCGGCACUUCCAAAGCCAUCAUAUUCUCAAGGAAGCCUCCUACCGUCGUUCUUUUGGGUAACCACCAUAGCAUUUUAUACGGCGGAGUUCAUAUCUGGAGGAGUCAAAAUCAUAGGGGAAUCCAUGCAUAGGGAAAGUGCCAAAUACGUUGCUAUUACGAGCUCAUUGUCUGUCUCUGGAAUGUAUUUAGUUCUAUUACACUUGGCAAGGUGGAUAAGAUCUAGCUACAACUCGUUGGACAUUCUGAAUCUUAUGUUCCUUAGGUCAUCAAAGUUGAACACCUACCUGAGGACAUCUACAAUUGAUAAGUAUUGUAUCACAACCAAAGUGAUGUGCAUUCUUAUUCCAAUAGUAUGCAUUUCGUUAUUUGUGAUACAAUUUGAUUCUUUUGUUGAGUCUUUUAAAAACUUGGUGAAUGCAGAAGGAGACACCAGGUUGUGGCUAUUAUCUCUCCUUGUGCUAAGCAUAGUGUUCAUCCAGGUCCUUUUCAACGAGAUCAUCGGGCCUUUCCAUUUCUAUGUGGUGCUUUUUGUGAUUGGAAUGACUCCUCUGCUAGUAUAUCACCCGUUCAUAUGCUAUAUCUUUGCAUCUAAGAAGAUUAAGUUCUUUACAGCCGUCUGCAUCCUCGCAAUGAUAUUUACAAGUGCAGCCUUGGUGGGGACCAUAAGGACGCUGAUAGACAUUCUACAGAAGAAUUAA
Encephalitozoon intestinalis ATCC 50506 is the source of this 1242-nucleotide messenger RNA. RefSeq lists its product as uncharacterized. The record is from RefSeq and is a predicted model, not a curated record. Lineage: Eukaryota; Fungi; Microsporidia; Unikaryonidae. The coding region runs from base 1 to 1242 and encodes 413 amino acids. The transcript has a single exon.